Messenger RNA from Cavia porcellus (domestic guinea pig), 3124 nucleotides. It is a transcript of the gene Ofd1, whose product is annotated as OFD1 centriole and centriolar satellite protein. Bases 18 to 3017 code for a protein of 999 amino acids. The record is from RefSeq and is a predicted model, not a curated record. Gene Ontology annotation, cellular component: ciliary basal body; centrosome. Lineage: Eukaryota; Metazoa; Chordata; Mammalia; Rodentia; Caviidae. The transcript is spliced from 23 exons. Gene Ontology annotation, molecular function: protein binding. Gene Ontology annotation, biological process: epithelial cilium movement involved in determination of left/right asymmetry.
GGACGUAAGUGGCCAAAAUGUCCAUCAUGCCCCACAAGUGUGAUGUGUUGAGUCAAGAUGAACUGCGCAAAAAGCUAUACCAGACGUUUAAGGAUCGGGGCGUACUGGACAAGUUAAAGACACAACUCAGAAACCAGCUAAUCCAUGAACUGAUGCACCCUGUACUGAGCGGAGAGCUGCAGCCUCAGUCCAUCUCAGUUGAAGGGAGCACCCUCCUUAUAGGCGCCUCGAACUCUAUAGUGGCUGAUCACUUACAAAGAUGUGGCUAUGAAUAUUCCCUUUCUGUUUUCUUUCCAGAAAGUGGUUUGGCAAAAGAGAAGGUAUUUACUCUACAAGAUCUAUUACAGCUCAUUAAAAUCAACCCCACAUCCAGUCUCUACAAAUCACUGAUUUCAGGAUUUGAAAAAGAAAACCAGAAAGGUUUCCUUAUGAAUUUCUUAACAGAAUUGGUAGAAUAUCAUCAAGCUAAAGAGAACUGUGAUGUGGAAACUCAGACAAGUUCACCAUUUCCUAGCAAGGACUCUCUUGCGGAGAAACUUCAGCUUAUCGAUGAUCAAUUUGCGGAUGCUCGUCUUCAGCGUCCAAAGCUAGAGUCUUUUGAAUUAAAGUUAAAUGAAUAUAAGAGUGAGCUACAACAAGGACUUCAAGCAGAAAUGUGUCAAAAGUUAAAGCACUUCAAGGAGAUUGAAAUAGCAAAGAUGAAAAUGGAAGAGAAAAAAAAGCAUGAGAAGGAAUUAGCGAAGUUCCGGCAUGAGUUUGAGAGAACUUACAAAACGAAAACCGAAGCCCUCAUUUCUCAGGAAAAGAACGUUCUGGAAAGAAUUCAACAGUAUCGGGAGGCUGAAACAAAAGAAAUCUAUGGUCAAAGGCAGCUUCUACUGAAAGAUAUAGAUUUGCUAAGAGGCAGAGAAGCAGAGCUGAAGCAAAGAGUUGAAGAUUUUGAAUUGAACCAAAAGCUCCAAGAACAAAAAAAUAAAAGCAUGGCUGAAGAACUUAGGAGACGGGAGCAAGAUAUAGAGAGCGCGCAGGAGACCUUUGAGCAAAAGCUUAAGAAUGAAGUUCUAAAGUAUCAACUUGCACUAAAGGAAGAAUACCUCACAAAAGCCAAUAAACUGGUUGAAGAAGAAAGGAAGAAUAAAGAAAAAGCCAUACAUUUGCAAGAGGAGCUCACAGCUUUUAAUUCCAAAAAGGAAGAACUCAGUCAGUCUGCAAAUCGUAUAAAAGAACUGGAGCUCGAGUUAGAGUCCAUCAAAGCACAGUUGACAACAACAACCGAACAAAACCACUUGCUGAAUGAGAAGCUUAAAGACAUGAGUGAUUAUUCACAAUUGAAGCAAGAGAGACUGGAGCUUCAGGCACAAAAUAAAUUGCUUAAACAACAACUGGAAGACAAUAAAAAUGAAAACUUGCGUCUCCUAAACCGCAUUGCUCAGCCGGCUCCUGAACUUCUAGUUUUACAGAAGGAAUUACAGAAAGCAGAAGAUACUAUCGCACUUAAGCAUAAGGAGUUUGAAACUCAUAGGCAAGCUAUGCAAAAAGAGCUGCAAAAUGAAAUUGAGCAUUCCGCACAGCUAACGGCGCAGCUAUUAGAUUAUGAUUCUUCUGUAAAGAGGUUAAAUCAUCAGAUUGCUGAUUUAAAAUUGCAACUGAAACAAACUCAGAGAGCCCUGGAGAAUGAAGUGUACCGCAACACCAAGCAGUCUGUGAGUCAUCAAUGUGUGAAUAGUUUAAUGAGUGACCCGGUGGUGCCUCACUAUGGGAAUGGACUCAGGGGGAUCCUGAUCCACCCCCCGGGACAGGAGGCUAUGCCAGAUAUCACAGGUUUCCGGAAUGCAGGGAGGGAGGGCAGCUCCCCGGAUUCAGACCUUGAGUUUGUUGCCAGUACCAAGGUCAAGGUGAGAGAGCUAGAACAAGAGGCUGAACGCUUGGAAAAGGCUUUCAGAAAUUACCAUCAAAGACUCACUCAAAACCCUGCUAAAAGCCCACCCCUGGCCAAGAAUCCACUACCUUUGCAUUUGCUUGGAGCUUUCAAAAGCAGCAGUUCCACUUCCCUGGGAAGACGUGUUUUCCCAGAGGAUGGAAUUCUCUCUGAGCAACCUCAAGUGUGUACACGUAAGGAGGACAAGUGUGAUGCUGCCGAAGAAGCCAUGUCGGGUAGUUCGACCUCACGGCUGCACAGGAGCACCUCCUUGAGACGCCUGUCCUCCACACCACUUCCCAAAGCCAGAAGAAGCCUUGACAAUGAGCUGUAUCGGGAAGGUCUGAACAGGUCAUGUGUUGUGUCCCCCAGCCCUUGUCCUGAUGAAACGCCCCAGUUAUCACCUGAUGAGUCAAAGCACAGCCUCUCUGUUCAUUCAUUCUCCAGCCCGCCAGUGCAGAAGGCUGCUCUUUAUCAGAGACAAACAGAAGAAGACAGAAGUGAAUUUCCAAAUCUGGAGAAGCCAGCUUUUAAAGAUAAUGAGGCAUUUGAACCAGCUUUUACAACAGAUGCAGAGGCUUGGCCAAGGCAGUUUGAAGUGGAUAGGCUCCUCCCUGCUGGUGACAUGCCUCACAUGGACACUGCUGCAGCUGCCACCCCCACCCCCACCCCCCACUCGUAUCACAACCAAUGUGAGAAACAAAGUGGAGAACAUCAGGAAGAAGAAAACACGUGGGCACAGCGUGUUAAAGAACAAAAGCAGAAGGAAGAACGAAGACGGAAUGAAUUGAUAGAGGCUCUGGAAAGGGAACGGAGAGAACUGGAAAAGUUGGAUCAGGAAAGGAGGAUGAUUGAAGAAUCAUUGAGGAUUGAGAUGAAAGAAGAAAGUAUUGAAGAAAUGAAAGAAAAAUCAGCUGUUGGUGAAAAUCCUUUAGAAAAGUACAUGAAACUCAUCCAGCAAAAGACAGAGCAACAGGCUGCAGAUAAGAGCUCCAAAAAGACACUUCGCGAAAGCUCUCAAGGGGAUACACUGCCACCUAGCGACAAGGAUGAAAGUUGUGCAGGUUUUUCUCAUGAAGAACCAGAUGACACUUGGUAAUUACGCUAGCUGUCCAGCUUCUUACAACCAUGAAGUAACCAAAGUCUAGUUGUUUCCAACAUUUCUCUGUAAUUGAACAAAAUUCUCAAUAAAAACUGUGCAGUCCA